Cyprinodon variegatus (sheepshead minnow) is the source of this 6848-nucleotide messenger RNA. It is a transcript of the gene dlgap4a, whose product is annotated as disks large-associated protein 4-like. The record is from RefSeq and is a predicted model, not a curated record. Gene Ontology annotation, biological process: signaling. Gene Ontology annotation, molecular function: molecular adaptor activity. The transcript has 11 exons. Lineage: Eukaryota; Metazoa; Chordata; Actinopteri; Cyprinodontiformes; Cyprinodontidae. Gene Ontology annotation, cellular component: glutamatergic synapse; postsynaptic specialization. Bases 424 to 3615 code for a protein of 1063 amino acids.
AGCCGAGUGUUCUGUCGUGGGCCCUCGGAUGCCCCCACCCCCAUCCCGCGUCUCCACGGACGUGAAGGCUGCCGUGCCGCAGCAGCAGCAGCAACAUCCCCGGUGGAAGCCUCCAAGCUGCGUUUUCCUCACCGCGACAGAUCCCCGUGGAAACCGGUAAACAGCUGGACUGUGGAAAACCCACCGGCUCGCAAUGACAGAGGAAUAAGAAGAAGAGCACUAGGUUGGGGGUCCAGCUUGUUUAUCAGACUGAUAGAAAUAAACAUCUGGUUUGACGCUGGUAUGCUGGAGCUGGAUAACUAUUGCUGUGUGACCGACACCCAUCUGCAGUUGAUUACAGCACAAUGAAAAAGGUGAAGCCAACUCAGGUCAGUGGACCCAAACUGAUUGGAGACAUGUUCUAAGCUUUAUCCAUCUGUUACCAUGAAAGGGUUAGGAGCCAGCCGCAGUCGCCACCUGUCUGACUCAUGUGAACCGGCGGGGUGCCCUCAGAAGCCUUUGUGCCCUCUUACGUCGGAUCCCCACAGCUCCUUUCUAUUAAGCCCUACAGUAAACCACUAUGGCACUUUGGACCCACAUCUCCAUCACUACACCCCUACCAGCCCCACCUCCAUAACCCCUGACUGUCUGCUGCCUUUCAGUCCCAUUCCCAACAGCAGCACUUUCCCUCGUCUGCAUUUUACACCUCAGGCUGACCAGCUCGAUUGCCCCCAAAGCUGCAUUCCUGGUGGUGGGCAGGGGGGCAGGGCAGGUACUCUGUCCACCUCCUUGUCUAUGGGUAUGGGGUUAGGUCUGGGUCUGACUGGUGCUCCCAUGAUCACCAGCGGAUCAGCCACCAUUUCCUCUGCAGCAGCAGCUAAGAUGAACCGAUUGCCCUCAAGCCUUUUGGAUCAGCUUGAGAGGCACCUGCCCCUGCAGCGCGAUGGCUUCAGCACACUGCAGUUUCACAGAGGACGAAUGUCCAAGCAGCGCAGUGAGAGUCCAGGUCGGAUCCGCCACAUCAUGCACUCUGUGCAGAAACUGUUUGCCAAGUCCCAGUCUCUAGAGAACUCUGGGCAGAAAGGCAGCUUAAAUUCAACAGGAAGUGGCGAGGAAAGUGGCAGGCCAAGCCGCAGGAGCAAGAGCAAGGACAGAGCUAAGACUGAGGGAUCAAAACAAAGACCUAGACCUACUACACUAGGCCUUUGGGGCUCAGAUGAUGCUCUGGACACUGACACCAAAGCUGGCACUAUUGCUGUAGGUUACCGCAACCCACUGAGCAUGAUGACUCUUGGCAGAGCAGUGUCAGACAGCCAGACUGCUCUCCGACAUAUUCCACAGGGCUAUAAUACAAUUUCUACACAUUCUCUCAAAACCUCAAAAAGCAGCAGUGACCUCAAGUUCCUGGCAUGCCCGGCAAUGCAGGUUGGACCCAAGGAAGAGGAGCUAAGAAACAUUGGGAGUAAGGAUGACAUGGCGGUCAAAAGGGGCACCUGGUCCACUCUCACCUUAAACCAGGCCAGGCAAGUGUUGCAAAAAGGCUCUGCUACAGUCAACAGGACCCUGCUAAAGACAAAGUCAUGCCACCAGGAUCUGGCACAGCAAUUUCUUCAGGUUCCCCUGGAUGACUGGACGGGAAGUUUGGGACAUGGAAGAUCCAAGGGAACAGAGAUCCCAUGCCGAAGGAUGCGCAGUGGCAGCUAUGUGAAAGCCAUGGGAGAUCCAGAAGACAGCGAGGAAUCCGAGGGAAGCCCCAAGCCUUCCCCAAAGUCUGCAGCACGUCGCCAGAGCUACCUGAAGGCCACCCAGUCCUCCCUGAGCGAGCAGCAGCCACCGCCACCCCCUCGCAACUCCCUGCCAUCCCUCAAAGAGCUGUCCACAAAUCGGAGCCUUGAUAACCUGGACUGCCUGGUCAGCCCCCUGGAGCCUCCUCCACGUCACAGGAACAAUGAUUUCAACCAAUGCUCCGGCACACUGGGCAGAGGCUUAGGCACUCAGGUAUUCGCUCAGGGCUGUGGACACUCAUUACCAUACUGUGAGGGGGAAUCAAAGGCAGUCGAGGCUCUGGAUCUGCCUGCACCCACGUGCUUCCGUUCUCGCAGUCACAGUUACCUGCGGGCAAUCCAGGCAGGUUGUUCACAGGAUGAAGACACUGCUUCUGUGGAUUCGGAGACACCCCCACCCACCACUGUAGGCUUCAGCUACAGCUCCAACUCAAUCAGCAAUAGGAAGGCUCCUCCUCCAGUCCCACCCCGAUCUGCAUCCAAGCCUCUCAUCUCAGUGACUUUGCAAAGCAGCACCGAGUCAGCCCAAGACACAUACCUAGACCAACAAGACCGGAGUAGUGAGGUCAACAGCCAGUCGGGGCACAGCAACUCGUCUGACAGUCUCUGUAGCAUACGUACAGGCAGCCUGUUGAAGAGGACCCAGCCUUCUAAAGCCCCCGUCUCCAUCAUAAGCCUUGCACCAGCUGCAGGCUCUGGACCCCCUGUCCCAGCCCCACGUGACUUCUCCUCCACCACUGUUGCGACCACCUCAACAUCUGCUCAAUGCCAAAAUGAUGCGGUGAAUACUGGUGCCACCCUAGAGCAGCCCCCAACAGCCACCAAGAGGAAACUUUCCUCUAUUGGAAUCCAGGUGGAUUGCCUUCUUCCAGUUCCAAGGGAAGAGCCAUUACCCCUGACUGCACCAUUAAAGUUUCAGUCCAUUGGUGUUCAAGUUGAAAACGGCAGGCCUCUCAGCCGGGAUAGCAGCAUGGCUUCCAGACAAAAUACAGAGACUGAGCCUCAGCUACAGGAUGCUGCACCCACAGAAAAUGCUACUACCAAUUGCACCAACAGCCAGACACUAAACAGCACCACAACUAAUGGACAGGACAAAGCCAUGGAACAGCAUCAUCUUAAACACUUAACUCCAUCAAGGAUAUCAAACUCACCUCCUGAGACUCUGGACCCAGCUUUAGACCCCUCUUCUCUGCCUCCUCCGGAUCCCAGCCUCGAAUCUGGAAACUGCACCUCUUCGGGAGAUGCGGUGCACCCAGGUACUCCAGCAUGCCUCAGAGAUGGAAACUGGUUUCUGAAGCUGCUGCAGGCAGAAACAGGCCGCAUGGAGGGCUGGUGUCAGCAGAUGGAGCAGGAGACCAAAGACAACAAGCUCUCAGAGGAGGUGUUGGGGACCAUCCGUAGUGCAGUGGGAAGUGCUCAGCUCCUCAUUUCACAGAAGUUUGAGCAGUUUAGAGGCCUCUGUAAGGAGAAUCUGAACGUUAAUGCCAACCCAAGACCAACAGCACAGGACCUUGCAGGCUUCUGGGAUCUGCUGCAACUAUCAAUAGAAGACAUCAGCAUGAAGUUUGACGAGCUCUACCAACUAAAAGCAAAUAACUGGCAACUUCCAGAAAAGCCGGAGAAGAAGGAUGAAAACAAGCAGCUUCCAUCAUCUGUGCCAAAGAAGCAGUCCAAACCCCGACUGUCAACAGGGAAAGACAAAAGUGUAGACUCUGCGGUGGACAAGCAGCGACAAGAAGCCAGAAAGCGGUUGAUGGCAGCCAAAAAGGCGGCAUCAGUACGACAGAACUCUGCCACAGAAAGUGCUGACAGCAUUGAAAUCUACGUCCCCGAGGCCCAGACCCGCCUCUGAGAACAAGCCACCAUCGAUGAUAAAACACUCACUUUCAGUUACUCGUUGCCACAGACACACAAUUCUGAAAUGAACACACAGAUGUGUAUAACUGAUGCACAGAGGCUGAUCUUUUAGCAACGCAGCUGAUGAAGAUGUGAGGAUCACAGAGCACCGUAAUAUUCCAGAUAGUGAUCCUGCCACCUUUGGACAGAAAAACCUUCACAGAUGUUUAAUACUAUUGUUAUUAUGUUAUUGUUAUUAUAACUAUCUCCUAAAAUAUUUCAAGACUGUCUUUAAUUGUGAAAGUAUCUUGAAUUAGGACAUUCUGUACCUUGUGAACUGAAAUAUCUUGGCAUCCCAAAAGUUUACUUUCUAGGGAAAAAAAAAAAAAAAAAUCCCCUCACUGCUGAGUCGACAGGCGAAUUGUGGCUGUGCGGUUUACGAGCUGAGCUACCAUCCACACACACUCAGGACACACAUGCAGGUGUACUCACUGUCCAGAGUCUUCCUGUUCUCUUUCUUUAUAUUGGCGUAUGGUGCAAGCUCUUUACUGUGUUAGGAAUACAAGAUGGUGUUUGAACCGAAGAGAACCAUAGGAAGGCAGUAGCAUAUAUUAUAAAAAACACACUAUUACAAUGUUAAUUUUGUAAAUGCUGUAUACCAGAAUAAUUGUUAGAAAGAGGUCAGUGUUAAGCACCAAGUUAGUUUUAUAUAAAGUACAUUUACUGUCAUGAUAUAUUUGCACUUGAUGCAAUCAUUCACAUAGUCCUUUUCCUCUAUUAUUCCCUUUCACAAACAUUCAUCACAAGCUGUCAAUAUCCAAUCUUAUGUUCAUUUCUUUUGCUUUUGAGUAAUGGAUUCAAGGGAGACUUGCUUAAUCAGUGAGCUACAGUGGAAUGUAUGAAAUGCAACUUGAUCACUGCACUUUCAGUUCACCUCAGAUCAAGUUUGGCCACCUUUAUUUUCUUAAUCAUUCUAACUUUUCACUGCAUCCUGAUUGGAUGUGGGGGACCAAGACAUUCACCUCUCAAUGUGGUAUUCCUUUUCAACCAGGCGGGGGUGGAGGGGGAGGGGACUUUUUCUCACUCCUGAGGAGAAUCCUAAUAGAAAAGCAAUAAUUUAGACAUUUCAGACCAAUCGAAGAUGUAGGUAUCCAUUCUUCAAAAUUUAUUUUGUUUUGUUUUUUUAUGUGAAGGACAAAUAAGUUUAUUGAUGAGCUGCAUUGUUGGAAUAAAAUAAAUCUCAGGUUAAACACCUUGAUAGAUGAACCAUUUUUGAAUAAAGAUUUCCUAUAUAAGCUUAAAUCAAAUGGCCAAAACCCCUGAGCUUUAGAAAAUGCUCUUCAUGCAUCAAAGCAUGAUCAGUGUUCCUCUAACCCCUCCCCCAGUGGAUAGUUCUGUGCAGUCUUAAGGUGACUAAUGGCAUGUCUUUAUUUUCAGUUAUUGCAUUGUGAUACAUUUUUUUGGUUGAGACUCAAAGUCUAAGGUACAAUUAAGUUUUUAUGUAAUUUCACAUAUUUUUGACUUUCAACAUUAAUAAAAAAGUUACAUAAACAUGUAAUUUGAUAGAUAUUUGAAAUGCAAGAAUUUUUCGCCAACUCCAUUUCAGUUUCAUUUGCUCACUUUUAUAUAAAAAAUUAUUUAAAUGUGUUUUGAGUUCAGCUGCAUUAUUUUCCAUGUGCUUUACCUCGGUAUGUGACAUCCCUCGUCAAAUAGUGGUUUGAAUCGGAGGAAUUUCUGAAGCAAAAUAUUUGAUUUGAGGAUUUCGCACCUUUGCAAGUAACCUGUUAAAAAUACAAUAACUUAGGGCCUAAAGUGCUACAUCCAGCAAAUAUAAAGAAAGGCUGGUUUUGCAUAUACGUGGUUGUUUAAAUACGCUUGAUACAUUAAAAAUAAAUGUUAAAAACACAUUUUAUAAAUUCCAUAUUUAUGUAUCAAAUCAAUUCCAAUAUUAACAUAAUUAUAGAUAAUGUACAUAACAUGCUGUUACAGUUGUAUUUAAAUGACCAUGUAUAUUAAUAUUUCAAAAUUUGUUGAUAGAACUGUGGCACCUUUGGCCCUCAAUUUGUUUUUUUGUCAAUUUACAUGGCUUUUUCUUAGAGCUUCCCCUACUGGUGAGUGAAUAGAACACUUAGAACAUGUGGUUAUCCUUUUAGUUAGGAAAAAGGAUCAAGCAAAUAAUGUUGAACUGGGAAUACUGAUACAACCCUGCAAAAUCACUUCUCUUAUUUGUACAACAUUCAACAUUGGACACGCUCACCUCAUUGUCCUGAAAAAUCAUUAAACAUCCCUUUGCCACAUUUCCUGGUCAUCAUUCCUGUAAUCUUUCCUUAUAGCAUUCAUUAUCCAACGGUAAUAUUAGCUACCAAGUUAAUAUUACACCAAUAGUAAAAUUAUAGGCAUUACAGCAUAUUUUUUAUUACUGUGUAAUCUCUGAAAGCAUGGCAUUUCUUUAAUAUAACAUAUACAAAGAUUCUUACCAGUGAACUUAUAGUAUUCCUUUCAAUAGGUCUUGCAAAUUAUCUGUGUGAGGCAUUCAGGGUAUGUACUGUUUGUUGGCAUUCAUAAAUGGGACAGUUUGUGGAAAGCAUUCUCUUUAUUUCAAAUCAUCUUAGAGCCGGAUCCCUUUACUUGCCCAUACACUGAGAGCAAGACCUCCGAUCAGGGAUCUUUAGACAGUUUACCAGUACUUCCCGAGUUCCAAAGGGCUACAAAAUGGACAAACCGGAAGGUGCAACUCUGGAGGUUCACUUUGCUGAUGUGCUUUUCAACCACCGUGUAAGCAAGGCAAUACUUUUCCGGCUAUGUGAUGAAUUUAUUUAUUCUGCCUGCUUGAUAGACAGAAACUGAAUCAUAAUUACAGUGCAUUCUUACUGCAGAAGCUAUCCUUAGUGGCCUCUAUUCCAUUGGCUGCAUAUCUGUCCUCAGAGACCCAGUUAGUCAAAUAAGCAAAAACUCUAGUUCCAGUUUCCGCUGUCCUGAAUAAUUUUACACUAGAAGCACAUAUCAUACACAUGAAGGGUUGUUUAACGUUACUGUGUAUUAGUUAGACACUGUGAGCCUAGUUUCUUUCAAAGAUAAUAAAGAUUUUGUGAUUGCAAUGAUUUAUGUGGCACAUUUUAUGUAUAACAUAAGAUGUAGUAUUAAAAAGGAAUGCCACCAAAUUUUUGUAAUGCAUAUUCUUAUUUAUGAUGUUUCAAGCUAAUGAAUUGUCUCAAUUCUAUCAAUUAUACUUAAACCUGUUGCAGAAAA